GAAAAGGCGACUACUUGUUUUUAUGCCCAACGUUGCACAAGAGUUCACACUUCAGUUCACUUUCUUCAAAAUACAGUAGUGUUGCCCACACGUGCCCGUCUCACCCGGUCAGCACAUACCGCGUGGGAAUGCUGUGGAAAGGGAGCACCGGAUGGAGCCUGACGUGGGGAUGGCUGCUUCUGGUCACCUGUCUGCUGUCCGCUCGCGUACUGCAGGCCCACGGCCAUCCAGAGGUGGCAGAGGGUCACCGGCCUAACGUACGCCUGGACAAGAACAUGGUCCAGGAUAAGGACCACAUCAUGGAGCAUCUGGAGGGAGUAAUCGACAAGCCAGAGGCAGACAUGUCUCCCCACGAGCUGCAGCUGCACUAUUUCAAAAUGCAUGACUAUGACGGCAACAACCUGCUGGACGGGCUGGAGCUGGCCACUGCCAUAACACAUGUCCACAAAGAGGAGCGAGGAGAGGACAGCCAGCCCAUGAAAGAGGAAGACCUCAUCAGCUUGAUAGACGAUGUCCUGAGAGACGACGACAAAAACAACGAUGGCUACAUCGAUUACGCAGAGUUCGCAAAGUCGCUCGAGUAAAGGAAUGGGACUGAGCAACUGUGAAUGGACAUUCAGAGGUGAAGCAUUUCACUGCACAUAACCAUCCACCCUCUUCUUUAAACAACAGCAAGAAGCAAGCAGCAUUAAUUAACUGGAGCUAGCGUUAAGUCAUUUUGACUAUCUCAGUGGAGCUACACUAGCUCUACUACCAGCAUCAACAUGUAAUUGAAAUACACACGUAGAAACUGCCGAACAUGUCUACUGUACGCAAUAAAACACUGUAGAAAUGUACUGUAAAUCAAUACUGGUGGUAGUAAUUAGUCAAUAAUUGCUUUGCAAUAACUAAUCUGGAAAUCGUGGUUACUCUACAUCAGUUUUCCAUCAUCAGUAUUUCUCAAUCUUUUCAAUCAUUGGAGUUAAUGAUAUAGAUAUAUAGAUAAUGUUUCUGAGCCUGUCCAUGAACAGGAUGAAGUAAGGUCAGCUCAUAGUUCUGCUCUUGUCAGCGUGUAAAUGAAGCUGAUAACAAACUAUUCAUGCACAAAGAAAACAUAUUAGAAACAAUCUAGGAAAAAAUGGCCAACUCCACUCCCUGUUAACUCGGGUGAGGAGUGAAACUGCCGUACAAAGAGGUGUUGCAGUGUCAGACAGAGGGCAGACAGGUGCACGAGACUCACCCGGUCAUGCAGUCUCACCUCAUACACCUGUACUGCAGGUGAGUUUUUUCAUAGGAUGCCGAGGGACGAAUCACGACUUGCAAAGCAGCUAAGGUGUGUGAAUGAUGCAAACUCUAAACUCAGUAGUCUACCCACAUUCACUGUUAUUGUCAUUAUUGUGCGCAAAGGACUUGUGGGUCUGUAUUGUAGUGACAGAUGUGAGAUUAGACUACAGUACUAACCAUGAAUUAUACACAAACCUUCUGUAGACAUCCCUACAAAAAGAAUAACAAGAGCAUGGGGCAGAUACUUGCUGCCUCCACACUGACCCCUGCUGGGGAAUCCAGGGAGAGAAAAACAAGCCAGGCAGGCAAGCGAUCGCACAGGUGGUUGCUGGCACCUGUGGUCAUAGGAACGACUUUGAGAGAUACUGAUCCGGGGCUUUCCUACUUCAGCAGUGACUGAAUGUGAAUCAUGAAUGUCCACUUUGUGCAUUAUGGUUUUUGACUGGGUUAACUUGAGCAACAUUAAUAGCAAGACCACUGUUAAAGAAUUCCCCCUUUCUUCAGCAGACCUAUCCAGAUUCCUAUACUGCUUCAAUUUCAGUAAUAAUGUUUAAUGUAUAUUUUAGUACCAAAUAUAAAUUCAUAGCUGUAAAAUGGCUACAUAUCACUAUAUAAGAGUUCAGGGUCUGUGCAAUAAGGCCGCUUGAGAAUAUUCAAUCCAUUUGUAAAAUGAAUUGUUUUCUAAAGGUUAACCAAAACACUUUUUGUUACGACAAAUUAUAUUUUGAAAUAGUUUCAUUUUAAUUGUUUUGUGAAACCUGGGAUGUUGAAAACAGAUGUCUCGUUCUCAGACUGCAUCAGACGGUGAUAUUGGUAAAGUGAAGCGACAGUGUUUUGCGUCUAAUUUACAACUGAAAUAAAAGAAAUAAAUAAUGCAAUCCCC
Messenger RNA from Megalops cyprinoides (Indo-Pacific tarpon), 2146 nucleotides. RefSeq names its product multiple coagulation factor deficiency 2, ER cargo receptor complex subunit (gene mcfd2). Gene Ontology annotation, molecular function: calcium ion binding. The transcript is spliced from 4 exons. The record is from RefSeq and is a predicted model, not a curated record. Lineage: Eukaryota; Metazoa; Chordata; Actinopteri; Elopiformes; Megalopidae. Bases 129 to 584 code for a protein of 151 amino acids.